Molecule: messenger RNA, 732 nt
Organism: Dioszegia hungarica
Lineage: Eukaryota; Fungi; Basidiomycota; Tremellomycetes; Tremellales; Bulleribasidiaceae
Exons: 2
Coding region: 1-732 (243 amino acids)
Source: RefSeq, a predicted model, not a curated record
AUGGCCAUCUUCCGCCCCUCCACCUGGGGAAACAACAAUAGUGAGGACGGUCUGGACUCGCGCACGAUCGGCAUCAUUGUAGCCGUCGUAAGCGUGUCGAUACUGUCCGCUAUGGUGCUGUGCGUCUGUGUGCGGCGACGAAGAAGGGUCAAAUCAUCCAAUAACACACACGCGCCCAGUCUUCCCACACAUAUGUCCCAGUUACCUCCUCCCCCUCCUGCCUACAUCCGGCCUUCAGCAUCGGCCGAUCUACCCCCAUACCGGCCUCGGCAAGAUCGCAUUGAGCAAUCUGGGCCCCAUGCUGCAUGGGCAAUCCCCUCAUUCGCUCCUGUGCAGCCUCGCCUUCAGCGCUCCACGUCGCCGCCCUCCUCUUCAGCCCUCCCUUCUGCCGCUACUGGCGCCGCAUCCUCAUCCAUCAGUCCCCCUGCACCUCGGCGCUCAAUCUUCCGUCGGCCCGUCCCACCCCUCUAUACGUCUGAGGACCUCGCGACCAGCUCCACCACGGGCGAGGCGGGGGCAGUACCCCAGGUCACACCGUAUGAGCAUAGGCGAGGCCAGAACCCCUUCGGCGAGAGAGGUGUCGACGGGCGUCAUCCUGGCGUAGAGGGAUCAGUCAGGGGUGCAGAGGGGGGCACCGUACAGAGGUCGGUAUCAACGGCAAAGGCUGUACGCGUUGCUGAUGAGGUACCUGAGGAUGCGCCGCCGGGGUACGCGGAGGCGUCGAGGAGAUGA